UUCAUUUUACUAUACUCUUGGAUAGAGUAUGAACCGGUGAUAUACAACGACUAUAAGUACCCCCAGUGGUCGGAGGAUUUGGGUUGGUUGAUAUCAUUCUGUGCAAUAGUCGCUGUUCCAAUAGUGAUGUUGUAUAAAAUUUUCACACAUAAAAAAGGACAAUCAUUUUUACAGACCACAAAGUUAUUAUUAUUGCCAUCACGUGACUGGGGUCCCGCCCUCGUUCAACAUCGGCAAUUAGUGAAACACGUGCCAGGGUUUACAGUUAAUCCUGAGGAUAGAAGUCAACAUACAGAAUUUACAUAUCAAAAUAUGUCAACAUCGGAAUACAGCAACAUUGCUGGAACUACAGAUCAAGAGACAGUUGCAUAGCAACCGUACAAGGCUUGAUAACUUAUUUAUUUAAAUCAAAAUGUGAAUGAAUCUCAUAUAACUAGCCUGUGAUAAUUAAGCUUUUAUGUAAGAAGUAUUUUAACUUUUAACACGUCAUGUAUGCUAACUGUUGUAUGCAUGUAUCAUGAGUGCAUAAUAAUUGUACAAGAAUCUCUUUAGACGUAAUUGAUAUUGUGAAUGUUUUGCCAUCACAGAGACAUCACAUCAUGUAUGCUGUAAAUUGUAUGCAAGUUAUUGAUAAUCGACAAAGAUCACUAACUUUCAUCAUCAACGGGUGUGGUAACAAUAUGGAUUAGUCCAUGUGUCAAUCGGCCCUGCAUUCGUCAGUGAGAGUAGUACUACCAGCGUCUUAGGGUUCAAUGCCGACUGUGCUGAUUAUUCCCAGCAGACACCACAACGAAAUAGCCUCUAAAACAACCAUAUCUUUGACUUCUAGCCUUUACAACAAGUACAGACCCAAGCCGGCAUGCAUGUCCGAGUAGUCUUACUACGUUGACCUGAAGAACUUUGCAUGACUUGUUGUUUUGGGGUUUUUUUUGUUUUCUUUUUAUGCCCCCACAAAGUGGGAGCAUAUAGCGUUGCACUUGUCCGUCCGUCCGUCCGUACGUCCCGAAAUCUUGUGAACGCAACUCCUCUUAAACCGGAUGACAGAUUUUGCUUAAACUUUCAGGGAUGAACAACCUUAAUGUGUAGAUGGCAGUAAAGAAAGGAAUUUUUGCUGCGAUCAAAUUUAACAGAAUUAUGGCCCUUUGUUGAUUUUUUCACUAUAUACUAUGUAGAAAUUUUGUGAACGCAACUCCUCUUAAACCGGAUGGCAGAUUUUGCUUAAACUUUCAGGGAUGAACAAUCUUAAUGUGUAGAUGGAAUUAAAGGAAGGAAUUUAUGCUGC
Molecule: messenger RNA, 1282 nt
Organism: Ruditapes philippinarum (Manila clam)
Lineage: Eukaryota; Metazoa; Mollusca; Bivalvia; Venerida; Veneridae
Product: sodium- and chloride-dependent glycine transporter 2-like
Biological process (GO): sodium ion transmembrane transport
Cellular component (GO): membrane
Source: RefSeq, a predicted model, not a curated record